Messenger RNA from Papaver somniferum (opium poppy), 1640 nucleotides. RefSeq names its product calreticulin-like. The transcript is spliced from 14 exons. Gene Ontology annotation, cellular component: endoplasmic reticulum; endoplasmic reticulum membrane. The record is from RefSeq and is a predicted model, not a curated record. Gene Ontology annotation, molecular function: calcium ion binding. Bases 77 to 1339 code for a protein of 420 amino acids. Gene Ontology annotation, biological process: protein folding. Lineage: Eukaryota; Viridiplantae; Streptophyta; Magnoliopsida; Ranunculales; Papaveraceae.
UUUACUCCCUCACUCGUCUGAAGGAGGAGAAGAACAAGUAAACAUUGUCUCUCGUCUCUCUCGCUGCUAAGUAACGAUGGCGUCUCCACGAGCAAAUCUUGCUCUCCUCUCACUACUUUCUCUUUCACUCUUUCUAACUAUUUCCGCUGAAGUUUUUUUCGAAGAGCGAUUCGAAGAUGGAUGGGAAAAUCGAUGGGUUAAAUCUGACUGGAAGAAGGAUGAGAACAUGGCUGGGGAGUGGAACUUUACUUCCGGUAAAUGGACCGGUGAUGCUAAUGACAAAGGUAUCCAAACCAGUGAAGACUACAGGUUUUAUGCCAUCUCUGCUGCAUUCCCAGAGUUCAGCAACAAAGGAAAGACAUUGGUUUUCCAAUUCAAUGUUAAACACGAGCAAAAGCUUGAUUGUGGUGGUGGCUACAUGAAGUUGCUCAGUGAUGAUGUUGACCAGAAGAAGUUUGGUGGUGACACUCCAUACAGUAUCAUGUUUGGCCCAGACAUUUGUGGAUACAGUACCAAAAAGGUCCAUGCAAUUCUUACAAAGGGAGACAAGAAUCAUUUGAUCAAGAAGGAUGUUCCUUGCGAGACUGAUCAGCUUACUCAUGUGUACACUUUCAUCCUUCGACCAGAUGCUACAUACAUCAUCCUUAUCGACAACUCUGAGAAACAGACUGGAAGUUUGUACAGUGACUGGGAUAUUCUCCCACCUAAGAAAAUCAAGGAUCCUGAAGCCAAGAAGCCUGAAGAUUGGGAUGACAAGGAGUACAUUGAUGAUCCUGAAGAUAAGAAGCCAGAGGGAUAUGAUGACAUUCCACAAGAGAUUGUUGACCCUGAAGCGAGACAGCCUGAAGACUGGGAUGAGUCAGAAGAUGGUGAGUGGACAGCUCCAACAGUUCCCAACCCUGAAUACAAGGGACCAUGGACAGCAAAGCAAAUUAAGAACCCCAACUACAAGGGAAAAUGGAAGGCACCUAUGAUUGACAACCCAGAUUUCAAGGAUGACCCUGAAAUCUAUGUCUACCCCAAGUUGAAAUAUGUGGGCAUUGAAUUGUGGCAGGUGAAAUCAGGAACUAUGUUCGACAACGUCUUGGUCUGCGAUGAUCCUGAUUAUGCAAAGAAGCUCGCAGAGGAAACAUGGGGAAAACAAAAGGAGGGCGAGAAGGCAGCCUUUGAUGAGGCCGAGAAAAAGAAAGAGGAAGAGGAAAAGGAUGAAGCAGGUGAAUCAGAUGAAGAUGAAAAGGAAGAUGAUGAGGCUGAUGCCGAAGAUUCUGAUAAGGAUGAAAAGGCUGAUGCAGAAGCAGAUGCUGAAGAUUCUGACAAUGAACAUCAUGACGAGCUGUAGGCGCAGAGAAACUUCCCAGCUUAACAGAUGAUUCGAAUAGCGAUUCUGUUGGAGUUAAAGUUUGAGGGUUUAGGCUUGCAAGAAAAAGUUUCCUGAUUUUUUCUUCAAUUUUUUCUUUAAGGUAGGAGUCUCCUUUUAGGGGAGUUGAUGUUUUAAGGCUGCACAAUACAGAAAAUGUAUGGGCUUGAUUUUUAGACCGCUUGAACUGAUAAUGUAAGCAAGAAUAACAUAUAAAGAUCUCUUUUAACUUCAACAGCUGCUCUGAAUGUCUCAUUAAGUUAAACUGCGUUACGCCUUUUCA